Clonostachys rhizophaga is the source of this 1984-nucleotide messenger RNA. The record is from the annotation of a GenBank genome assembly. Lineage: Eukaryota; Fungi; Ascomycota; Sordariomycetes; Hypocreales; Bionectriaceae.
AUGUAUGUGCGCAACUUUGGAAGCUUCAUAACAAUAAACACUAUCCUGAACUCAAUUCCUAUUCUCAAUCCGAACGUGUUCAAGGAAGCUGCUGCCUCAGAUGACCGUCGUGCUUCCGGCCAGGCGGGGCGCCUUGAGGGUAUCCCCUUUACCGUCAAGGACAGCUUCAAAGUCAAGGGCAUGACUGUCUCCUGCGGAUCGCCGGCUUUCAAAAAUCUCAUUUCCAGCGAAGAUGCCUUCACCGUCAGCAGCAUUCGUGCAGCCGGCGGAGUUUUGAUUGGAAAGACAAACAUGCCGUCCAUGGCAUACGGGGGAAUGCAACGCGGCAUCUACGGCAGGGCAGAGAGCCCAUCCAGAGUUCCUGGCGGCUGCCUUUACUUCCGGCUCGUCGAACGGGUCUGGUGUUUCAACGUCGGCUUCUUUCGCGGCUUUUAGGAUGGGUGAGGAGACCGUAUCCUCAGGGCGUUCUCCAGCCUCCAACAACGCGCUGGUUGCGUACACACCGUCCAGGGGCUGGAUCUCCAUCCGGGGAAAUUGGCCCCUGUACCCAACUUGUGAUGUUUCGGUCCCACAUACUCGGACAAUGAGUGAUAUGCUCACACUUCUUGAGGUAAUGUCUGCCAAAGAUCCAGUUGCCGAAGGAGGCUAUUGGAGAAGCCAGCCAUAUGUGUCGAUUCUAGAGCCAUGGGGAGGAAAACCUGCCACCAAUCUCUUUCAAAACGUCUCCAAGUCGGUAUCACUUAAGGGUCCGCGUAUAGCAGUUCCAGAAAUGUACAUCGGCGGCAAGAGCCCUGAGGGGGCAACCCCAGUCACUACUAGUGAGGGCGUGAUCACGGUAUAGGGCAAGGCUAGAAAGAGGCUUGAGUCUCUUGGAGCAGAAAUUUUACUGGUGCCCGACUGUCCUGCUGUCACAGCCUACGAGAAUCCUGAGUUGCUACAAGGCGUCACAGGACUGCCUGAGAAACGGCAAUGGACUGAAAAGGGGCCGCUUAUUGCACAUGGCUGGGACCUCUUUCUCCGCUCAAAUGGAGAUCUAAACACUCCAAACUUAGCCAGCGUCGAUGAAAGCAACAUUUAUACUGAUUCACUGCGAACACCAGCCGAGCUUGAGAAUCAGCCAACGCAAAAUGUCAUUCAUUGGGGCAAGCUUGUCGGGUAUGUGAGAGAGGGCACCGGUUCAAUGUUCGAUAUCAAGAAUCUAGAUGCUGCCUCUAUAGCACUCGACUUGAUGCGCAAACAGCUCUCGGAUGAUUAUCUCGAACGCUACAGGUGUGACUGUUUCGUUUUCCCGGCAGCUGGAGACGUUGGGUCCGCUGAUGCCGACGUUGACUUAGCUCAUGCUGCCCACGCCUGGGCUAAUGGUGUUUUCUGCAGCACCGGGAACAGGGCCCUACGCCAUCCGGGCAACCCGAUAGUGACCGUCCCAACGGGUAUGAUACCAGGCAAGGACAUGUCCAUUGGUUUGACAUUUACCGGUCGCGGAUUUGAUGACGAACAUCUGUUGAAGUGGGCAAAUGCAUUUGAGGCGCAGACGAAACUAAGAAGCCCUACACCGCACACUCCGGCGCUGCCGUCGGAUCUCAUCCAAUUGUCGUCUAAAAGCCUUUCAUCCAAGACUAGGCCACACCUCCUCGUUACGAAGUGUACUUCCAAACGGUCCACGGAAACGGCAGUAUUACGAGUUGAGUUUGAGGGAACAGUUGAUGUUGAUUCGACUGGCAGCAAGCGCCCACCCGCAAUACAGGUCGCGGUAGACGGCCAAGACGUACCUGAUGAACAAAUUACUAUUGAUCGUGUGGCCAAUGAAUCGGGAGAGGGCCAUAGCUUGUAUGUUUUCCGAGGAUGGGAAUAUACACCUGGGCCACCAGAAAGGCGUGAGAAAGAUGCCGCAAGGGAGCAAGUAUGUGGUGACCAAAUCAUGGUCGUAUUCUUGACUAGAUCUUCCCCAAGUGGCCUACCCGCGGGAUUCUUAAGUUUGAUGUAG